Messenger RNA from Erinaceus europaeus (western European hedgehog), 1720 nucleotides. It is a transcript of the gene RITA1, whose product is annotated as RBPJ interacting and tubulin associated 1. Gene Ontology annotation, cellular component: nucleus; cytoplasm. The transcript has 3 exons. Gene Ontology annotation, biological process: Notch signaling pathway; nuclear export; negative regulation of Notch signaling pathway. The coding region runs from base 559 to 1335 and encodes 258 amino acids. The record is from RefSeq and is a predicted model, not a curated record. Gene Ontology annotation, molecular function: tubulin binding. Lineage: Eukaryota; Metazoa; Chordata; Mammalia; Eulipotyphla; Erinaceidae.
CAUCCACGCGCCCCAAAUAGGACUCUAGGGGCGCCCCGGAGUGCCCAGGCUCCACUGCUCCACCCCCCCCCCGUGAUGGUCGCGGCGCCGCCCCACCUCGCCGGUUGCCGGGCUGCGAGCGUCGGACCCACGUCGCCUGCGCUGGGGACCCCGGGGGUCCUGGGUGCACCCCGCGCUGGCGCGCAGGCCUGCUCGAUGGGGGUCGCUGAGCGGGGCCCUCCACGUUCUGGAGCAGUCGGAGCGCUCGGGUAGGAAACAAACCCAGGCUGCACGGACCCCGGGGAUGCCACCUGGGGGCCGGGGUUAGGGGGCGUGAUUCCCCCUGUUAGGCGCGCAAGCCCCGGACUCGGAUCGGGCUCUGGUGCCACUUCCACUGCGGUAGCCGCGCGGAUGUCGCCCCCACUGGCGGCUGCGCCUAUGGAGGCCUCGCUUGUGGCAUCUGUACAAUGGGCUUCGUGCAAGCCCCGCCGCGCGCGGGCCUUGGAGCGGCGACAGUGACGCGAUGCUUCUAGAGCUUUCUGCACCAGGAAGCUACUGUCCUCUGGGGCCCCGGGCAGCAUGAAGCCUCCUGUGGAGGUGGCCAUGAGCGGGAUGCAGGCCCUGCAUCUUCGGCAGCGCUGCCGAGGCACCUGCCGGCUCAAGGCAAAGGCCUCCUACGUGGAUGAGACUCUGUUUGGCAGCCCCGCAGGCACUCGGCCCACCCCCCCAGACUUUGACCCACCCUGGGUGGAGAGAGCCACCACCACACAAGGAGCGGGCCCAGAGGCGGCACAGGCUUGUGGAAACGUCAAGACCACUUCCCAGGGUGGCACUCCCCUCCUUACCCCCAGGAAGAAGAAUAAAUACAGACUGCUGGGCCACACCCCCUCUUACUGCGAUGAGUCUCUCUUCGGCUCCAGACCCGCGGGGUCCCCUUGGGAGGCCCCUUGGAUGGCCAAGGGGGACACCGCGAAGCUCCACACCCUCUUCUGGACACCCCCGACCACCCCCAGGGGCAGCCGGCCGCUGCGCCCCAGGGAGACCCCCUUGCGGGCAGUGCACCCUGAGGGCCCCCGCAUGACGGAACCCGCCGUUCACCAGGGCUCCACGGACUCCGCGCGGCCUGCGAGGAGGGGGCGCUCCCACUCCCUCGACCACCUGAGAGUCCCCAGCACCAACCGCCUACCCCCCAGCACCCCCCUCACAAAUGGGGCUCCCGGUACCAGGCCUUCCACCUCGGGGGUGACCACCCGCGGCCUCUCGGCCACCCCCAGGGCUCGCUCAGCCAGCAUCUCUGCGCAGGCCACCCCCCGAAGAGGUGGGGCCACCCCAAAACCAAAGCCCCCUUGGAGGUGAGUUUCCUGGCCCUAUCGUCAGGAUUGCCCAAGGGGCACAGUUUUAAAGGAUGGGGACCCUCUGGGGAGACCCAGGGACACUGGGGAGUACUCCUGGGGGACACAGGUAACAAUCAGGAUGCUCCCUGCUUCCUCUCCACCGCCACCACCCCAAGCGAAUUUGAGGGCCAUCCUAUAAGAUGCUUGUCCCCCAGUCCUGUGCUAGUCAUGAGCAGAAUCAGUGCCAACCAAGGGCACUUGUGUGCCCAGGGCAGCACCCCCACCUCCCUGUCCCAGAGUGAGGAAGUGAAUACACUCACCCUCCCCAUCCCCCAGACUUCCUGACCAGGGGGUGCUUCAUAGUCAUGUAUUUAUUUUCUUCUAUUAAAUCUAUCAGUGAUUCAUCA